This is a messenger RNA of Fundulus heteroclitus (mummichog), 5094 nucleotides long. Its product is annotated as terminal nucleotidyltransferase 5A. Gene Ontology annotation, biological process: mRNA stabilization. The transcript is spliced from 2 exons. NCBI's taxonomy places the organism in Eukaryota, Metazoa, Chordata, Actinopteri, Cyprinodontiformes, Fundulidae. The coding region runs from base 610 to 1851 and encodes 413 amino acids. The record is from RefSeq and is a predicted model, not a curated record. Gene Ontology annotation, molecular function: poly(A) RNA polymerase activity; RNA binding.
GAGCUGUCAAUCACCGCGGCCCGCCUCGGCGCUCCGCAGACGGGAAGCACUCUUUCGCAGCCUCCCCCAGCAGCUGCGCGGCCAGCGGGACCUCUGGGGCAUUACGCAGGACCACCGAACAGCAAAAAGGGACAAAAUGUAAAGGACAAGCAGCCCCGCACUGCUUGCUGAAUGUAAGUGUGCUUUGGAAGCCAGAUAAAAAAAAAAAAAAAAACUAUGCGUAAAGUUUCAGCUGCGCAUCACGGACGUUCAGUAAUCUGUGCGUAAAGUGAGAGACGCUCAGGAGAGAAGUAAAACUUCAGCGCGGGGAUUUUUUCGGUGAGAUGGACGGGAAAGGCUGAUAAGGAAUGCAGAAAUAACAGUAAUUAUUAUUUUCUCUAUUGUGGAGAGUUCAGGCUGCUAAUGGGGACUGGCUCCCCGAAUCUGUCUGCUGUGAAGACUUCAAGAAAAAAAGUAGGACACCGUCGCCCUGCUACUUCUUUCUGCCAUGCGUUUGUUAUGAUCGACCUCAGCUCCGAGGCUCUCUGAUGCCACACUUCCAGCGGAGACUGGAACUACCUUUCACCGCUCACACCCGGCAGUCUACCUCUUAUCGUCUUCAUCGUCGGCAUGGACGAAAGCGUCGAGUGCGCUGCGGGCAACAGCUGCACGGACGCAGACAGCGUCAGCCUCAGCGUGCUUAACUGGGAGCAAGUGCAACGGCUGGACGCCAUCCUCACUGGCUCCAUACCCAUCCACGGCCGGUGGAGCUUCCCCACUCUGGAAGUGAAGCCGCGGGACAUCGUGAAUGUGGUGCGUAGUCGCAUGGAGGAGAAGCGGAUACACGUCCGGGAGGUGCGCCUAAACGGAUCCGCAGCCAGCUACGUCUUGCAUGAGGAUAGCGGUCUGGGCUGGAAGGAUCUGGACUUAAUAUUCUGCGCGGACCUGAAGGGCGAGUUGGAGUUUCAGCUGGUGAAAGAGUUGGUUCUGGACUCUCUUCUAGAUUUCCUGCCUGCAGGUGUAAAUAAGGAGAAGAUCACGCCUCUGACCUUAAAGGAAGCUUAUGUGCAGAAGAUGGUGAAGGUUUGCAAUGCCUCAGACCGCUGGAGUCUUAUCUCACUCUCCAACAACCACGGCAAAAACGUGGAGCUGAAGUUCGUGGACUCUCUUCGCCGGCAGUUUGAGUUCAGCGUGGACUCUUUCCAGAUCCGCCUGGACUCCCUGCUCCUCUUCUACGAGUGCUCCGAACACCCCAUGGCCGACACCUUCCACCCGACGAUCAUCGGCGAAAGCGUCUACGGAGAUUUCCCCACCGCCCUAGACCACCUGCGCAAGCGGCUCAUCUGCACCCGGAGCCCGGAGGAGAUCCGCGGCGGUGGCUUGCUCAAGUACUGCCACCUGCUGGUACGCGGUUUUAGCGCGGCGUCGGACAGCGAGAUGAAACUGCUGCAGCGGUACAUGUGCUCCCGCUUCUUCAUAGAUUUCCCCGACGUGGGCGAGCAGCGGAGGAAGCUGGAAUCCUACCUGCAGAACCACUUCGUUGACCUGGAGGAGAGGAAGUAUGACUAUUUGGCCACGCUGUACAAUGUCGUGCAGGAGAGCACGGUGUGCUUGAUGGGACACGAGAGACGUCAGACGCUCAGCCUCAUUUCGUCGCUGGCACUUCGAGUGUUAGCCGAGCAGAACGCCAUCCUCAACGCUGCAAAUGUCACCUGCUUUUACCAGCCAGCUCCUUACGUGUCAGAUGGCAACUUCAGCAACUAUUAUGUGGCACAGGUUCAGCCUGUCUACUCUUGUCCACCUUCACAUCCCCAGCAGUACUUUGCUCCUUUGCAAAAUUCAUGGUAUGCUGCCUGGAUGCCCUGUAACUAAACUUUCUGUAUGCCCAUGUACUUUUGUGGAACUCAUGUCUUGCGCACACACAAAAAAAAAUGCAUCUUCUUGACCCUUGUUUGAGAUGGGAAGUUCAGGAAAGUUGAGAGAAGUUGAGAAAUGAAAGAAAUAAUAAGGAGAAGGAGAUUUGAUCAAGGAGCUGAGCUUGAAAGAAGCUGCUUCCUGUGUUUGGUGCAAAGAGAGAAGAUAAAACUGAUUGGUUUGUGGGUUUGGUAGAUCAAACAUCUGAUGAGCCACAACGCCGUCCUAGAUAAAAUCAUUUUCUACAUUUUCCACAGCGUAAAAGAACUUACAUGCACAUUUGAUCGUUACAAACCAGAACAUUCACAAUACUGAAACGAAAAGCGCCAGAGAACGGUGGUGAAGAUGCAGAUUCAUUCACGUGGUUUCUUCUGCUCUGUCCUUGUUUGGGUGUGCUUGUGAUUGUGUGUGUUUGUGUGUGUGUGUGUGUGAGUAUAUUCACAGACAAUGCAAAAAAAAAAGAGGAACUGAAUACUGUUUACAAAUCCAAAGAUCUGCUUUAAUACUCGAGUUUUGUUUUUUUUUUAACUCCAAACAGUAAAAAUAAAAUAAAUGAAGACACAACAAUGCAUGUUUUAUUUCUGUACAGGAAUAAUGUUCAAGUGCCUACACCAAGCCUAAAAUGAAAAUUUGUUUUUGGGAUUAAUUAUCGUUGCACUGCAUUGGUAUUUUUAACAUGAUGCUGAAUGUAUUUGUAGAAAUGAAAAAUGCUCCAAUGCUAUGUAAGGUCUCCUGCACUGAGGUAGUAGUAGUAGUACGUGGAGCAACCCCUUUUAUUAAACAGUGACUUGUCAAAUACUGCGCUUAUCAGCACUUCUGCAGCGUGGUUGCAUUGUGAUUACGAAAGAGGAAGUAACAGCAUGAUCUCAUUUUCUGUAGAACUUGCUUAAUGGGGAUGGGGGGGGGGGGGUGAGUUGUAUCAAAAAUAUUUGUAAAAUAGUUUCAAUAAAAAUAUUGAUUUUAGAAAGGGGCUUGGAUGCAAGAUGGCAAUUAUUAGGAGAAUCUAAUAAGCAUUUAAAUUCCAAAAUAAAUGGGAUCAGUGCAUUUAAAUGCAAAUGAGAUGAUUGAAUGGCCACGAAAAGGGACACGAAAUGUUACAAGAAGUAUUACAUGCCCAUUUGUUAACAGUUUCAUCAGUGCACUUCUCUUAUUGAUACUUUAUAAUGAGAAUGUAUUUGAAUAAAUAAGUCACCAUGUUGAUUUUUUUAAAGAAAAAAGCAAAUAAAAAAAAACAUGUUUACAAGUGGAAAUGUACACCAGGAAGACCAAAGGUUGUUUUUUUUUUUUUUUUUUAAAAAGCAAUCAAGCAAAAUAUCAAAAAGUAACUAAUGCCAUUUCCUAACAUGCUGUUUUUAUCUGGAGAUAAAGCAAAUAAGGCGAAUCCAUAUUACACAGAAAAUACUCUGGGAAGUUGUAAAACAGUAUGAAUUCAGAUAAACGUAUUAAUCCUUUUGAUUUUUUUAACUAUUUUUUUAACAUUAAAUGGCUGUAAGAAUUUUACAAUUUUGCUCUUGUACAUCUCAGUAUAUCAGGGCUUCAGGAACAAUCUAGACAUGGAAAAUACUUAAAAACUAUGAUUCAUCUUAAUCAGCGGAAAAACUAGAGUUGGGAUGUAAAAAUGUUCUUUUGGAGACUGCUAAGUGCAAAUAAAUGCAUUUAUUCAGCCACAUGCAUCUAAUUCCUUUUAGCCAAUGAUGCUUUACCUGAAUUUCAUUGGCAACUUUAUAACCAGCAUCCUUACAUAUUUGGUAAUUCAAAGAGCAAAUAUGGAUUCAACUAUGAAUUUGAUCAUGUUUAAAAUGUGUGGAAAUUAGUGAUAUGUGAUAUGAAACUAAAGUUUCACCAUGAUAUGGGUUAUUUGUUUUUGCAAUAACGCUAAUAACUCAUGAUAAAAAGUAUUUCGAAACCCAUCACAGUCUGUUUUUUCCGAUACAUCUAUCACUGCAUACGGUCAGUCUCACAGGCACAAAUACUGUUUUAAAAUAAAACCUGCCCAUUAUUAAAUAGGCAAAUUCAGUACAAUUGUUACAUUAGAAUACUGCUGUUAGCACACAAUGAUGAUAUUAAGACAUAUUAUUAAACAUUGAUAUAUUGUUUUCUCUCUUUAGGAACCAACGGGGAAUAUAGUCCAAAGCUAAAAUUUUUAUGAUCAUAUCUAUUUAUAGGGUUUGCUAACAGCAUCAUUGUUUAUCAUUAUCACGAUAAAUCACUUUUUUUAUAAUUUUAUGAUUGGAGGAACAAAGCAGCUUAGUAAACAGUGCAACAAGCAGUCAUAUUCAAACAUUUCCAGGCUUCGCAAGGAAGUGUCUACAAGUUUGAAAUUAUUAAAACAGACAAAGAAGAAGAAGUUAGCUAAACUGCAAACCAGUUCCUGCAAAAAUGUGACCGGCUAUAUAAGACUAGCUACCAAAACACCUGCUGUUAAUUUACUGAAAGCAGGUGCUAAAUGAUGGAUAUGGCUAAAUAAAUUCACCUGUUUGCAUCUUGUCUCCAGGAAAUCCUUAUUAUCUCCUGACACCAGUUUUUCCCCUGAUACAUCAGAUGAACUGAGGUGAAAAUUUGUUUAAAAAAAGGCCUAACAACAUAUUAAUGCUCUGAAAAAGACAUAGUGAUAUCACAAUUUAAGCGCUUUGAAUGACAAAGAGAAUCUUUGUAAACGGGGAAAAAGAAACAGCAUGCACAGGGACUUGGAGUUUUAAUGGACAAUAUAACUGGCUUAUGUCUUGUGCUGGAUUGUUGGGACACUAGAGAGGAAAAAAAAAAGGUGCGCACAGUCAGGGAAAAAAAGCCUGCAAAUUUUCACAAACAUGUCAAAACUCAUAUUUUGUUAUGAUAAUAAUAAUUGUUAAUUGAUAAUAAUAAUCAUAAGUUGCGAUCUCUACUUUUAUACAGAACAUGUCAGGGCUGGUGUAGCAGGAAGAUUCAAAGCUGUGUGAUGUAUAUACGUGUUUCGCUGCGUGUGUAUGCAUUUCGGCUCAUGAAGAGCAGCACAGGUUUUAUUGUGUAAAGGUACAUUUUAUCAUGUGUGAGAUUGUGUGUGUGAGUGGGCUCAUGUGUUUCGUGUGGUUUUACUUUGCUCUUAAGAGAUUGUUUCUUAGUGAUUUCGGCAGUGAUGCCAUUUGGAUGGGACAAUGACGAUCUGACAGUUGUUCAAGUGUCAGGUUGAUUGACUUGAUCAUUAAAUGCAAAAAUAUCAGAAAA